Molecule: messenger RNA, 402 nt
Organism: Schistocerca piceifrons (Central American locust)
Lineage: Eukaryota; Metazoa; Arthropoda; Insecta; Orthoptera; Acrididae
Product: ATP synthase subunit a-like
Exons: 3
Coding region: 1-402 (133 amino acids)
Source: RefSeq, a predicted model, not a curated record
AUGGUUGUUGAUAAGUUCCUAAUUCUAGCUGACCAUAUGUAUACCAACAAAUGUAUAUGUUUGCUUUCAGGCGAAGAUACUGAGGUGUAUAACAUUGGAGGGUUGUGCAUGUUGGUUUUUUGUGUUUUGUUGGUGAUAUUUAUUCUAAUUUGUUUAGUGCAUGUUUUACUUGCAACUCUUUUUUGUGUGUUCUUUUUUGUGUGGUUUCUUCCAUUUUUUAUUUACACUUCUUCUUUGCAUCAUCCUUUUGUGCCUCUUUUUCUUGCUUCUCUUUUUAUAUUUGUCUCCAUUUUGUGUACUUUUUGCACAUAUUUUCUUGUAUUUGUUUCUAUACUAGUAAAUUUGAAUGUCACAAUUAUGGAUGGCUUUUUUCAUGAUUUUUUGUUCAGUUUUUGCACAUAA